This is a messenger RNA of Racocetra persica, 536 nucleotides long. The record is from the annotation of a GenBank genome assembly. NCBI's taxonomy places the organism in Eukaryota, Fungi, Glomeromycota, Glomeromycetes, Diversisporales, Gigasporaceae.
AAGGUACUAUUAGUAUUAUGCAAGAGUUUUUGGAUUCAUCAAUUCGGGGAAUACCUGGAAUUAUGCGAGCCCAUGCCGAAAAAGUUAGGCGCCAUAAAAUUAAGGAUGAUGGUUCUUUUGUCGAAGAAGAUACUUUUGUUAUCAAUACUGUUGGGAAAAAUUUAUAUGAAAUUUCGUUUCAUCCUGCCAUUGAUACAAGCACCAUGAUUUCUUCUUCUGUGGGAGAAGCUUAUAGACUUUUUGGAGUCGAGGCCGCUUGCACAAAAAUUGUAACUGAAACUAAAGCCUUUAUGGAGGAUAAUACGCCCAAUCUACGCCAUCUCUAUUUAUAUGCUUAUGAAAUGACACGUACUGGGAAGGUUACUAUAAAAAAAGCCACACUUGAGGGGGCCCAAAAUCAUAUAUAUGGUAUUGCUGCCCAUCAACUUUUAGGUGCCAUUCCAGAAAUUGGAACUAUGUACAAUUCUGUUGUCAUUGAUGAAGAUUUUCUCAAGAAAAAUCUCAAGAGUAGUGACUCGAUCUUGGAUUCUCUUUAA